This is a messenger RNA of Anas platyrhynchos (mallard), 3303 nucleotides long. The record is from RefSeq and is a predicted model, not a curated record. Lineage: Eukaryota; Metazoa; Chordata; Aves; Anseriformes; Anatidae.
CUCCAUCCCACUUCAUACUCUUUAAGGCUUUUCUCUCAGUAUGCAGCUCAACUCUUUGCCUCUUCCUUCUUUCCCUUCCCAUGAAGCAAGUGGUAUGAAAUCAUAUGAAAUAGCAAAAUUUUUUUUCAGUAUCCACCGUUGUUCAUCCAGAGCUGUCUCUGGGACUCCACAUCUUCUUCCACUCUCAGAGCACCAGAGGAAAGAACCUGGGGAAUUGCACCAAAGAAGGGUGAGAGACACUUCAGACAAAGUCCUUUCCCCAGACUUCAUAAAGAUCUGCAGCAACAGCUAUUUAUCUUCCUUAAAGAACUGGAGUAAAGCAGGAACAAAACUGCUUGACUAUUGUUUAAAAGAUUUUCAGUCAUGUUCCAAAGGAUAGAUAGAGACUCAGAAGAGAAUUGGCACCCAUCGCUAACCUUGAGAAUCUAAAACUGGCUUCCAAACUACAGGAUGUGUCACUGACCGUUGCCAGCCUGAUGAAUUCAUUUCAGUCCUGUAUUUGAAGAAGUAUUUAAGGACUACAUGACAUUCUCAGUUAAUAACAGGAGUCACAGAUGGGAAAAAGCUGUGAGCAACUAACUGAUCAUUGCAGACAUGUAAUAGUUGUAGUUAAAUGACUACUGAUCUCUCAUAGCUCAUCUUCACAUGUCUACAGCUCUGAAGACAAGUGGGGUUUGGUCCUCUAUUUCUGGGUUGACUACAAUAGCUCAUUUUUUCAUGGGAAAAGAAGCUGGCAAUUGCAGAUUACUCAUUUUAUGCUUUAUCUUGCACUUUCAUCUUAGAACCACUCUCUCCUGAGGAGACAACACUGGCAACCAGAUGCCUGUGGGCAGGAGGCCCAUCUUUUGAAGGAUCAGAGCUUGGAAGAAGUCUAACCUGGAUGAAUGCAGAACUACGAGAUUUUGUUUUGCUGGCACACAUAAAGCCUGUACUGAUUUCACUGUCAGUGCUAUUUUUUUGUAUUUAUGUGGGACUGUUCAACUUUUCUUCCACAAUUCACAGGUGUACAAAACCAGUCAUGACAACAAUUCAUUAUUUCAAAAGCAGAAAUAAAAAUGUAUAAAUCCCUAUAUGAAACCAAAUCUGGUACCCAUACGAAUGAAAAGUGCUUCCCAACAUGUUUUAUAUCCUGAGAACAGCAAGUAAUACCUUCCCCUUUCAGCCCUGGCUGCAGGUACCUGUGAAGGUACCUCUGUCAUAGGCAGACACAUUCAUGCUGUACUUGUUCUUUUCAGGAACAGGUGGUCUUAGGAGGAAAUAAGAAUUUUGAAGUAGCAUCAAAUAAACUGAGUUAAAAUUGGAAGGAAGGGGAAACAAGGAAGAAAAUGAGAAAAAUUGGGGUAAACGUCACAGAAUAAAAUUGAUGACAAGCAGGCAGGCAACAGGACCCAGCUGAAGCCCAGCUCUGGAUUCCUAACUCAUCAGAUGCUGCUGGAAACCACCAGAGGAACACAGGGGAAAGAGGAUGAGAUCACUGUCCUGUACGCAUUCAUCCGAUUGCAGGAGCACUCAGGCAAAAACAGAGAUGCAAGUAGUUGACUUCUGAGGAAUGGCGCUGAGCGACCUCCUUUAUCCAGAUAACCCCAAGAGACGACAAGAAUUGAUCCAUCUGCACCAGGAAUUGCUUGACUGCAUGUCCAUGAAUUUCCACGCAACAAAUGAGCUGGCUGGAGUUCUGAAUACACACCUGGGAUGUACUAUUAGCCACAUCAAGAUGAGAGAGAGCAGCACUGUCAAGGAAAACUGUGACAUUAUCAUUCAAGCGAUGAGUGAGAUUCAGCGUCAGGUACAGAAGAUUGAUAGUGACAUGAAGGAGAAGCUAGAGCCUGUGCUAUACCAGAAGCUGUAUGACAUCAAAGAGCCUGAACUGGAGAAAAUUGCAAUAGCCCAUAGAGUUUUUUCCAUCAUUCUCGGAGAAGCAACUUCUACAGCUGGGAUGGUAGCUAUCAAGCUAAUUGGCUCCAACCUUAUAACUCUCACUGUUAGCAAACUCGUCAGCCUCCUUGCCCAGAUCGGGGCAUCCGUUCUUGGGGGAAUCAGCAUCACCAUUCUUGGGCUCGGCAUUGAAAUGAUCCUCCAUGCCAUCCUGGGAGCUGUGGAGAGGAAUCAGCUUCUGGCUGCCGUGAGAAGCUAUGAGGAGCAUCUGGCUGAGUUUAAAGAAGCCUCAGAAAAAUACCAGCGUGCCAUACAUGAAGUGACUUCUUCAGUCAGACAGCAGGUUCAGUGAAAGAAGUCAGUGUUCUCUUUCCUGCUGUGACAAUGACUGCAGCAGCUACUUCUGCAGAUUUGUUGUUGUUGUUGUUUGUUUGUUUCAUUACAGUAGGUCAUCUUUGGAUUUUUUUAUUUUAUUUUUUUUUUCUUAUUAGUGGCAGCAGAGCAAAAGAUGUGUCAGAUCAGAGAACUGGCACAGAAAUAUGUUAAUAGUGAACUAGCUUAAAGGUGCUCCUGGGAGGCAACAGUUUAAAUACUUGGCACCUUUUCAGCUGUUUUCCAGAAUGCAUUGUAGAUAACCUUGAAACGUUAUUAGUAGCGGUGACAAUAAUAUUCACCGCUGGAACAGUAGCGGUGAGAAGGUGUGAUUUUUCUCUUACUGAGUUGCUUUGUCAAAACGACAUCAUGAUGGGAGACAAUUAUUUCAACAAAGCAUUCCAUAUCCUCAUCUAGAUGGUUCAUCAGAACAGGUGCAGUUGCUAAACUCUCUUAAUGUGGAUUUGUUCUAAAUCUGAUAGGCUCAAUUCCCUGUUCACAGAAGCGAUGACAAGGACUAGCUGAAGCACAUUUCCUGUCCCAUUCCUGCCUCAGGAGCCAGCCAGAGAUCUUUAAAUAAAAUCUAAUGCCAGCAGAUUAACAGACAAGAAAAUCAUGGGCCUACAGCCAAACACACACAACCUGGCCCCACAGUUGAGGGAAAGCAGCUGUAGAGCAGCAGGCGUGUCUGACUGUGAGUAACCUCUCAUGCUCGGUAUUGCCCUGCUCCUGCUCACCCACAGGUGAACGUUUCUGUGCACAGCUGCUGCUCUGUUUAUUGACAUGGCACCAUGCACUUAAACAAGGGUUUGUAGGAUUACAGCCCUAUUAAUGUGCUGAAUUUGUUUUCAAGUCCUUUACAAGCCACCAAUGCGGGACUGCCAAGAACAUGCACAGAUUCUUCUUUUUGCAGUGUGCCAUCAAAUGUCCUUAUUUUGCAGAUUUUAAAAAGAAAGCUAGAAGAACAUGAUUUGCUGUCAAGCUCUGAUUUGCGUAGAAUGCCUGUUUUUGUUUUGAUCUUUGAAGAAAAAAAUAAUAAAAAUAUCUAUUUUAAGA